UCUUUGGUAAUAACUAUAGGGUAUGGGAGUCUAAAAGAAAGAAAGAAAAAAAAAAAUGAAAUUUCAAACUUUUAGAAGUUUUAACCAUUUAUAACCAUAGUAAAUGCAUUUCAUUCACUUUUUUCUUGUAUAUAUACCAUCACGAAAUCUCCUUCAUUCGAAUCAUCACCAUCUUCACUCACUCAAGCUUUACUUUCAAAGCCAUGGAGUCUCAUCGCUUCCUUUUGGUCUUCUUUCUCUUGGUUGCAACUUCUGUUACAGAUGUUGGUUUUGCUGCACCACUUUUCAUACCACUUCCUUUGACGCCACCAACACCACCUGUCGGUUACCCACCACCCAUCACCCCUUCACCCAUCUUCGUUCCAGGUGUACCAUGUUCCACCCCACCUCCGCCAUCACCCACAGUUUCUCCGCCAGUUUAUACACCUCCACCAGUUUCAAGCCCACCUGUACCUGCUCCAGCACCAUCUAUUUCACCCACCCCACCCCCAUCGGUGGCAGUCUGCCCACCUACAGCAACACCACCUGCUAAUCCACCGACACCCGUUCCAACUCCAUCGAUAAUCUAUCCGCCACACCCUCAGCCACCCAUUGUCACUCCUACUCCGAGCAACCCGCCUAGUAUUGCUCCAAGUAUAUGCAACAGCACAACUCCACCAUUGCCAGCUCCAAUUCUUCCAUAUCCACCAACCAAUCCACCUUCUAACCCACCUGUUGUAACUCCACCACCUCCAUUGACACCGAUACUUCCACCUUCUCCAUAUUCACCCACCACCCCACCUCCUAACCCAACUCCUGGUGUAGCACCGCCACCUCCAAUGACACCGGUAGUUCCACCAUCUCCAUAUUCACCAAUAACCCCACCUCCCAGCCCAACUCCUGGUGUACCACCACCACCUCCGGUGUCACCGAUAGUUCCACCAUCCCCUUAUUCACCCAUCACCCCACCUCCCAGCCCAACUCCUGGUGCAACACCACCGCCUCCAAUGACACCGAUCAUUCCACCAUCUCCUUAUUCACCCAUCACCCCACCUCCCAACCCAGUUCCCGGUGUAGCACCACCACCUCCAGGGACGCCGAUAGUUCCACCGUCUCCUUAUUCACCCAUCACCCCACCUCCCAACCCAACUCCCGGUGUAGCACCACCACCUCCAAGGACACCGAUAGUUCCACCGUCUCCUUAUUCACCCAUCAUCCCACCUCCCAACCCAGCUCCUGGUGCACCACCACCUCCAGUGACACCUAUAGUUCCACCAUCUCCUUUUUCACCCAUCAUCCCACCUCCUAACCCAUCUCCUUAUGUAGCACCAACACCUCCAACGACACCGGUAGUUCCACCAUCUCCUUAUUCACCAAUCACCCCACCGCCUAACCCAACUCCUCGUACAACACCACCACCUCCAGUGACACCAAUAAUUCCACCAUCUCCUUAUUCACCCAUCACACCACCUCCUAACCCAGCUCCUGGUACAACACCACCACCUCCACUAACACCAACAGUUCCACCAUCUCCAUAUACACCUAACCCUCCACCUUUUCCUACACCAUCUCCUGGGACACCUAGAGUUCCACCACCUCCAUAUACACCCAACCCUCCAUCUUCACCUUCACCAACUCCUCCUCCUGGUGUACCACCAAGUCCAAUGACACCGACACCUGCACCACUUCCAUAUCCACCCAACACUCCACCUCCAACUAUUCCACUAACACCACCUUGCAUCACCACACCUCCACCACCUACUAAUUCAACUCCAUUAUCUCCUAAUUCACCCAAGACACCACCACCCUUUAUCCCACUGCCAAUCACUCCACCAUCUCCAAAUUCACCCAAGACGCCACCGCCACAUUUCCCACCUACAAUCAUUACACCAUCUCCCAGUCCAUCCAUCUUCCCUCCGUAUAUUCCCUCACCAAGUAUUCCUCCGUAUUACCCUAUCGCGGCUAGCCCCCCACCACCUUGUACCAAUGCUCCACCGUUGAUCGGCAAGCCACCAUUAAACUCGGAAGAAUGUUUUACAUCAUGUGAGUUAAGGUGCGAGUUAGACUUGAAGCAAGAUAGAUGCCAUCGAAGUUGCAUGGCGUGUUGCCAUCGUUGCAAUUGUGUUCCACCGGGACAAUAUGGAAACAAAGAGAUGUGUGGUUCGUGCUACACUGAUAUGAAAACUCUUGCUGGAAGACCCAUGUGUCCUUGAAGUUGAAGGCCUCCUACUUUAUAUAAUUAGUUCCCCAUUCACAUGCAUGAGGGAAUCAAUAAAGUUAUGUUUGCUAAUUAUGGAAAUUAAAAAUAAUCUGGUUUUGGAUUUGUGAUAUCCACUUGCGGAUCAAUCAAAAGCAUGGGCACUUAUUUUGAAUGAA
Molecule: messenger RNA, 2355 nt
Organism: Lactuca sativa (garden lettuce)
Lineage: Eukaryota; Viridiplantae; Streptophyta; Magnoliopsida; Asterales; Asteraceae
Source: RefSeq, a predicted model, not a curated record